CUUCAUCCAAACAAACCCUAAGACCAAUGCAUGCUUUGAGAAUAAGAAGAAUAUUUUUCACUUCUCUCUCCCCUUUAUGAUAUGGAGAUGAUGAUCUUGAUCAUAUGAAUCUCUAUAGCCGAACGCAUCUCAUCCUAUCGCACCGCACGCCUCCUGAAACCACACCACACUUCGCUGUAGAACUGUCAUUGUGAAGCCGAAGAAGCUUUCUACCCUCUCCGACUGGUCAAGGGAGCAGGGGAAUUGGAGCCGAAAGCUGAGUCUAUUGCUCUACAUUACUGUGACUAGUGGGAGAGAAUGAAAUGAAUGAAGCGCCUCAAUGGGCUGAGAAGGGGAGCUAUCUGCUCACAAAGCCAUGUGGUCCUCCUUCUGGAGAUCCAGAAAUCGUUUCUCAUUGGACGAGCUCAGAUAUAUUACUGAUCAGUUGAUGAAAGUUCAAAUUGUUAAUGAAGCUAAUACGGAUUUUGUAAUCGAGGCACUGCGAUCAAUCGCAGAGUUGAUAACAUAUGGUGAUCAACAUGAUGUAGCUUUUUUUGAGUUUUUCAUGGAGAGACAGGUCAUGGGGGAGUUCGUACGUAUUUUAAAAAUUAGUAGAACUAUUAUUGUGUCGCUACAGUUGCUGCAGACAAUGAGUAUUAUGAUCCAAAACUUAAGAAGGGAACAGUCUAUAUAUUAUAUUUUUUGUAAUGAGCACAUUAAUUACCUUAUAUCUUACUCCUUUGACUUUCAAAAUGAAGAGCUAUUGUCUUACUACAUAUCAUUUCUGAGAGCAAUAAGUGGAAGGUUGAACAAGAACACUAUUUCUCUUCUUGUCAAGACACAAAGCGAUGAAGUAGUUUCAUUUCCACUUUAUGUGGAGGCAAUACGGUUUGCAUUUCAUGAAGAAGGCAUGAUUCGAACUGCAGUCCGUGCUUUAACACUGAAUGUUUAUCAUGUUGGUGAUGAGGCUGUUAACAGAUAUGUAGCCAGUGCACCUCAUGCAACUUAUUUCUCAAGUUUGAUCACAUUUUUCCGAGCGCAAUGCAUCAGCUUAAAUAGAUUUGUGUCAAAUACCUCAAUGAGUUUGGGUGCAGAUGCAAUCUCUUCUGUCAAUCCAUCGGUUGAUGAGAUCGAAGACAAUCUGUACUACAUCAGUGAUGUUAUUUCAGCUGGAAUUCCAGAUAUUGGGAGGUUGAUUACAGACAACAUAUUGAAGUGUUUGAUAUUUCCGUUGGUUCUCCCUUCUUUAAGGACAGAAACUAUUGAUGAUGCAGAAAUUGGCACUGCAACUUCUUUGUAUUUACUUUGUAGCAUUUUACGUAUUGUUAAGAUCAAAGAUCUAGCAAAUAGUAUUGCUGCUUCCCUUCUAUGCUGCAUAGAAAGUUUCUGGCACAGAUCUGAACCCAAUAUCAAUGGAUACAUGUCAAGUGAUUACUUGAUGGAAAAAUGUAUACAAUCUGAUAUUGGUGACGUAAAGCUGAAACCUGAAGAAAGACUUUUACAGGUUUCUGUAACAAACUUAUCUAGUUCACAGAAUCAUUCGGAAGGCAUCUUGCAUCAGGAAUGCAGUGGCUCCCAUUUUGCACCAAGGGAGGCCUUGGUUUCUUAUAUCAUCUGCGGUGACGAUGUUCAGGUUUCAGGUUCUUUAAGUGUGCUGGCCACUCUAUUACAAACCAAAGAACUGGAUGAAGUAAUGUUAGAUGCUCUUGGAAUUCUUCCACAGCGGAAACAACAAAAAAAACUCUUGCUGCAAGCUUUGGUUGGUGAGGAAUCUGGUGAGGAGCAACUUUUUUGCCCUCAAAAUAAUGUAGUCAAAGAUGGCUUCAGUGGUGAGCUUAAUAGUUACCUACAAAAGCUUAAGGUACUAAUGUUGCAUGACUAGCAUCAUUCCUAUUCUUUCUAGUCAUUUCUCUAGAAGACAAAUAAAUUAUCAGUUAUUAUAUUCAUAUUAUUGCAGAUUUCAGUUACAACUAUUAUUAUUUCAGAUAUUAUAUUCAUAUUAUUGCAGAUAAGUAAAUAGAUUACCUUAUAGGCUCUCCUUCUGGUUGUAUAAAUUGGACUUCAAGAUUAGUAAUUCAAUCAAGCAUUUUCAACCUAAAAUCCUCUAUCUUUCUAAAGUUCAAUAUGGUAUCACAGCCACACAAGCUUUAACCAGCUGUCUCCCUUCUCCUAUGACCGCAGAGGACUCCCCCUGCCGCCUGCCGGACAGUCUGCCAUUAUCCUGAGCAGUCUACCAUUCCUUCUGGAAUUUCUUCUACCACAGUCAACAACCCUCUCACCCCAGAUGGUCUAAUCAUGCUCAACCCAGCCACUUCCCAGAAAAACUUGAAGGGACGAAUUACCUAAUAUGGAGUGACCAAGUGACCUCUUGGUUGGCUCUCAUCUCGACCAGUACAUCGAUGAUGAUGCUGUUCUGACACCUAAAAGUGACACCACAUGCUGUCUCCGGUGGAAUAGGUAAGACCGUCUCCUCCGACAUGCUCUUGUCUCCUCCCUCAGCUCAGGGUGCAAACCUUUGGCCGGCUUUGCACGCACCUCUGCAGCAGUUUGGAAAACUCUUGAAUGACUAUACAGUACGCGGUCAGCUUCCCAGAUUCGGAGCCUCUAAGACAGAUUUUCGCCAUAGUCAAAGAAUACCUCCACCAACUUCUCACUCCGGCUGGCUGACCACUAGACGAUGAAGACUUAGUCCUCCAAGUUCUAGAGGGGCUUCGCCCAGAAUUUGCAUCGAUUGAGAACUUGAUUCUCACUUCUGGAGAUAACCGAUUCAAAUAUAUCUAUGGGUUGCUUGUCGGCUUCGAGGAUAAACUAUGAUGGAAAGAAUCUAUAAACUCAUCUGGCUUUGUCACAACAAUAGAAUUCACUGUGAGUACUGUCGAUUCUGUUGCUCUUGCGGCUCGUAGGGGAUCAACCGUAUAUCAGAGACCAAACUCAGCAUCCAUAUAUAUAUAUAUAUAUAUGAAGUUCUAAAUACAUAUUUUUAAAGCUAUAUUUGUAAGUGUUGAUAAAACGAAGAGACAUCAUUAAUCUAGGAUUUAUUUUCCUUAUUAUUACUGUAAUUAUGUGUCUUUAGUGCUUCAGGUUGUAUUUAAUAGCUGCUGUCUUUUCAGUUCUCAAUCAUUUAUGUUUAGUAUUUAGACAGUCACCUAGGGUGCGGAAUAGACUCUCUCAGGAUUUCUAUCUGUAUAAAUAGCUUAUGUACUUCUUGUAAAUGAAUUCAAGGAAAUAAUAUUCAGAAAACUUCAUGGUAUCAAAGCUUGGUUUCGUCUAAGCCUUUUUUGAGUCUAUCACCUCUCCAACGGUCAUUUUUUGGGUGUCUCUACCCUUCUCUCUCUUUAACUCCCGGUGGAGUCUCUUCAUCAAGGGUUUUAUCAUGUCUAAAGAAGCCGAAUCAGCCUCAAGUAACCUUGAUCACUCAACCAUUGUUUCAGCUGCUACUGCAGCCGCGUUUGCUCUUCGAAACCAGAAAUUUGAUCUCCCUUCUAUCCCGCCAUCUUACCGUCUCAAUGGCAGGAACUAUCUUGGGUGGUCAAAGCUGGUUUACACUCUUCUACGUGGCAAAGAUCUUGAAGACUGUCUCACUAUCUCUACCCCAGAAGAAGGAGAGAUUGAUGCUGCUAUUUGGGAGAAAACUAAUGCCAACAUACGGGUCUGGUUAUGGGACUCUAUGGAUCCCAACAUUAGCAAUACAUGUUUAUACAUGGGACUCGGCUAAAGAAAUCUGGGAUUUCAUACAGCAGUCCUACUCUGUUGCUAAAGAUGGCGCUUUUGUCUAUGACUUAUGGCUCAAAACAACGAAUCUUAAGCAAGAUUCACAAUCUGUCACAGAUUAUGCAAUUGACCUCCAACGACGAUGGUCUGAACUUGACCAGUAUCAAACGAUAAAGUGGUCGAAUGCUGCAGAUGCAGCUCUUCACAAGAACUAUAUAAAUCAGCAACGUCUAUAUUGCUUCUUGUCUGGUUUGAAUCCCGAAUAUGAUCAGACUCGGGGUCAAAUUCUUGGCAUUACUCCUCUGCCUUCCAUAUCUUCUGCCAUUGCCACUAUCAAACAUGAAGAGAGCAGACGCAAUAUAAUGAUGAAUACAAAUCUGAUUGACAGUACAGCUCUUGCUGCCAAAUCUACUCCUUCAGAUGUUAAGGAAACUAAGGGUAGUAAGGGAGGAAGAUGGUGUGAUCAUUGCAAGCGGUCCAACCAUAAUGUGGAUACAUGCUGGAAACUUUAUCCUCAUCUACAGAAAGAAAGAAAAAGCCAGGACAGACGUGGAACUAGUGCUGGACGUGCCAACUCAGUCACUCCCACUAUUGUUGAGAGCUCUACUAAUCUUUGGCCCAUUUCCCAGGAGGAAUUAAAGCAACUUCGUAUGAUGUUACAGUCUCUUAAUAACUCAAAUGGUUCUGGUCAUAGCUCUUUGGCCCUGCAAGGUAAAACCUCUACUAUUUUUUGUCUUAAUGCUUCGGAACAGAGUUCACAAUCCCAAUGGAUAUUAGACUCAGGUGCCACAUCUCAUAUGACUGCCAUACCCUCUUUACUCUCUAAUUAUCAUCCAUGUUUUACAUCCACACACAUCACUACUGCUGAUGGGACACCUAUAAACAGGUUCACUCCAUUGUUGACGCAUGACCAAUUGGCUGACCCAGGUAAUGUCUCUUCUUCUCCACCACCAUCUCCGCCAAUUGCUUUACGCAAGGGUGUACGUCAAUGUACCAAAACACCUCUAUACCCUCUUGCUAAUUUUGUUACCAUUGAUAACUUCUCUCCUUCACAUGCCUUGUUUGUUCAGAGACUUAAUGAAAUUCCCAUACCCAACUCUGUUUCUGAGGCAUUAGGAAAGAAAGAAUGGAGGGAUGCUAUGCAAGAGGAAAUUAGAGCUCUUGAAAAGAACCAUACUUGGGAUAUUGUGACUAAACCUCCUGGGAGGCAUGUUGUUGGUUGCAGGUGGAUCUUUACUGUCAAAUACAAGGCUGAUGGAUCUCUUGAGCGGUACAAAGCUCGUCUUGUGGCUAAAGGAUACACUCAGACGUAUGGGAUUGACUAUCAAGAGACCUUUGCUCCUGUAGCUAAGCUCAAUACUGUCCGUAUCCUACUAUCCUUGGCAUCUCACUUUGAUUGGCCUUUAUUGCAAUUUGAUGUCAAGAAUGCUUUUCUCCACGGUGACUUGCAUGAUGAGAUCUACAUGUACAUUCCCCCAGGCUUUAAUAAAACAUCAACAAGAACCUCUACACAUGUAUGCCAGUUAAAAAAAGCCCUCUAUGGUCUCAUGCAAUCCCCUCGUGCUUGGUUUGACCGCUUCACACAGGUUGUUCUUGCUGCUGGGUAUAGUCAAAGCCAAGGGGAUCAUACUCUUUUUUACAAACACUCUCACCCAAAUGGAGUCACUAUUCUUUUAGUAUAUGUGGAUGACAUCAUUGUGACGGGUAAUGAUCCAGUUGAGAAACAACGUCUUGAGGGGCAGCUGAAAUCCAAAUUCGAGAUGAAGUCUCUUGGCCCUCUAAAAUACUUUCUUGGAAUUGAAGUUGCUCGCUCAUCUGAAGGCAUCGUUAUUAGCCAACAAAAGUACAUUACAGAUUUGUUAAAUGAGACUGGUAAGAGUGCUUGUCGACCGGUUAAUGCACCUAUGGAUCCUAAUCAUAAGCUUGGACUUGUUACUGAUGAACCCAAGGUUGAUUCAUCAAUGUAUCAGCGCUUGUGUGACAAACUUAUCUAUCUCUCUCAUACUAGACCUGACAUUGCCUAUGCAGUUAGUGUUUUGAGUCAGUUCAUGCAUGAUCCAAGGAAACCACAUCUAGAAGCAGCCUAUAGGGUUCUUCACUACCUAAAAGGAAGUUCAGGGCAAGGGAUAAUAUUCAGGAAGGGUGGGAAAUUAUCAGUCCAAGCCUUCACUGAUGCAGAUUAUGGUGGCUCCCUCGUUGACCGCUGGUCAACUACUGGCCUCUGUGUUUUCCUAGCAGGAAACCUCGUGACAUGGAGAAGCAAAAAAACAGAAUGUUGUGGCACGAUCAUCUGCUGAAUCUGAGCUAAGAGCUCUUGCCCAUGGCUUAUGUGAACUUCUAUGGAUCAGAAUUAUUCUCUUAGAUUUACGAAUCAAGUGGAAAGGACCAAUGGAAUUGAGGUGUGAUAACAAAUCAGCAAUCAACAUAGCUCAUAAUCCAGUCCAACAUGAUCGGACCAAGCAUAUUGAGAUUGAUAGGCACUUUAUCAAAAAAAAAAGGUUGAAGGAGGUCUGAUCGAACUAAGCUACACUCCCUCAGAAGAUCAAGUUGCAGAUGUGUUUACCAAACCUCUGCAUAGUCCUAGGUUCCAGGGUCUUAUUGUCAAGCUAGGCAUGACGGAUAUCUACAAACCUAGCUUGAGGGGGAGUGUUGAUAAAAUGAAGAGACAUCAUUAAUCUAGGAUUUAUUUUCCUUAUUAUUACUUUAAUUAUGUGUCUUUAGUGCUUCAGGUUGUAUUUAAUAGCUGCUGUCUUUUCAGUUCUCAAUCAUUUAUGUUUAGUGUUUAGACAGUCACCUAGGGUGCUGAAUAGACUCUCUCAGGAUUCCUAUCUGUAUAAAUAGCUUAUGUACUUCUUGUAAAUGAAUUCAAGGAAAUAAUAUUCAGAAAACUUCAGUAAGCUAUAUUAUAUUUGUAAGCUAUACUAUAUUUGGUAUCAUGCCUGUCCCAAGCCAGUAUAAAGGAGGAGGGUGCUGUGGUAGGCGCGUGAUGGCCAACAGUAUCACUUGGUCGCAUCACAUGACAUGAAUCGAAAUAUGAAUAUCGCUACAACUAGGUCAUCGCCUGUAAGGGACAUGCCAUCCCUCCGCCUGGGGUGAUGUCAAAUAUGCAAAGAUGCACUACACUUAAUAGGCCUGGGUGUGGUGAUAUGAAUGCUAAGGUUUCAAGAUCGUCGCCCGAAAGUGACGCACCACUCCAAUGCCCAGAAAUUGUGUCAAGUAUGCUAGGGCAUGGUGGGGGUUGAUGUGGUGUGACCAUGUGAAGAAAAGAAGGCAUCGUGCUAGAUUGCGUUUUGGAACGUGAAAUGUUGGCUCUCUUACGAGAGAAUCAUGUAAGAUAGCCGAUGUUAUGAAGAUGAGGAAUAUCAACAUAAUGUGCAUUCAAGAAACUAAGUGGGUUGGAGAAAAGGCACGUGAGAAUAAUUCCUGAGGUUUUAAGUUGUGGUAUUUGGGGAGAGAGGAACAGAAAUGGAGUAGGCAUUAUGGUGGCACAUGAUUAUGUUGAGGGUGUGGUGGAACUGUGGAAGUCUUUAGGAAGUACGAUCGCAUCAUGAGCAUUAAGUUGAUAAUAGAAGAUGAGAUCAUGUCCGUGGUAAGUGCCUAUGCACCACAAGUGGGAUUGGAUGAAUCUAUCACUCAACAAUUUUGGGAGGAUCUUGCGGAAGUGGUGCGCCGAGUGCCAAGGGGAGAAAAGUUGGUCAUAGGAGGCGACCUCAACGGGCAUGUGGGCCCAAGUCGUGAUGGUUUUGAGAGUAUCCAUGGCGGACAUGGUUUUGACACUAGAAAUGAAGCGGGGAAGAACAUUAUAGAUUUUGCCUUGACAUAUGAGUUGGCUGUAACGAACACUUGGUUCAAGAAAAGGGAUUCUCACCUUGUGACGUAUAGAAGUGGAGUUAAUAGUACCCAAAUUGAGUACUUUUUAGUACGGACGACUUGGAGAACUAGCUACACUGAUCGUAAGGUCAUCCAUGGUGAGAGUGCUGUCACUCAGCAUUGGAUGCUUGUGCUUGUAAGAAGAGCAAGCGAGUUAGGGUACAAGGAAAGCCAAAUAUAAAGUGGUGGAGGCUCGAGGGGAAUCUCCAACAAAGUUUUGCACACAAAAUGUUGAAGGAAGAUGUAUGGUCUAUUGAUAAUGACACACAUGUGGACGACGUGUGUAAAGGAUGUCUGUAAGACAUACAAAUCUGGCAAAGGAUUGUUGUCUUGAUUAAUUUGGAUUCUGAGAAAUUCUCAGUAAUCCAAUAGAAACAGUACAGUGAACACAGAGAAAUGCGAAAUCUAGAGGAAGAAGAAAGACUUUCUCUCUCUAGCAGUCUAGCCUGAGCCCAACAACUCCCAACUGAAUUCCAGCCUACUCUAUUCUAUCCUCCUUCCCCCUUUUAUACUAAUCCUUUCAUAAAGAGCUGGCCCAAACUCAAGAACUAAAAAGGCCCAAAACCCUCACUUAUAAACCAACACAAUCUUUAUUAUUCUAUUAUUAGUCUUUAUUAUCCGGGUUCCUAUCAUUACUCCCCCUUAGAUAACCACCUUGUCCUCAAGGUGGUGAUAGGAAACAGCCCUGAACUUCCGCUUCAUCCUCAUCCUUGCACCUCUUCCUUCUCAGUACCUCCCUGAUUGCUGCACCAUGAGCUUCAGUAGUGUCACUGCUAGUCCCCUAGAUUGAGAGCCCUGGUCCUCCAACAAUAUUGCAUGUCUCUCAGCUUUUGACCUAUCCCUUGAAGGAUGCUCCUCCCUGAACAACUCAUACAGAACUUCAUCUGUACGCAUAUCAAAAGAAAGCUCAAGUGGAUUUGAGUCUCUAUGUUGGGUUACUCCACCUUCCGUCAGUCUUUCGAGCUGAUUCCACCUGAGUGAUCCUUCUACCAAUUUGAACUCAGGAUCCAAAACUUUUGCAGUUCCUUCUAGUAGAGCUCCUAUCACCAAAGCAUAGUCAGGAUGAAGAGAACAGUUGAACUCGUACAUAACCACAUAUAACUGAUUCCUUAUAAACUGGAAAUCCUGAGAUUGUCUUCUGCCACCACCAAUUGAUGUUAGCAGGGCGUUUGCAACUGAUUUUAGGUUAGCUCCUUCAGGAAUGAAACCGAGUGAGAGGAAUUCUUUUGCCAAACUCCUUGAAUUUGUAGCUUCAUCAUCUCCAGUAGCUACCCUUUCUAAAUAAGCUUGAAGCAUGAGAACUUUCAACUGCACAUCUUUUGGCCACUUCAACUUCUGAAAUAGACUAUCUUCCUUCUUAGCUUUGAACAACUCCUCUGUUUCAAGGUGCUCACUCAUUUUCACCUGUAGGACAGCCCCGUGCAUCACAUCAUAUAAAUCUCGCAUGGCCCUAGUGGCACCUUUUUCCUGCUUCUGUAAAUCCUCUUCUUUUAAUAGUAGGUGUUCGAGCGUUAACGGGUAGUUCAGGGGUUGCACACCUCAAACUCCAUACUCAAUAAGUGGAUGGUGAGAACUCCACAGCUCUAGAAGUACAGUAAACGCCUUUGAAAAUACAGAAUGAGCUGUGUCUUUCUCUGAAUGCACUGGCUGAGACCUGAUCAUACUGCCGGAGCUGUUAUCCAUUAAAAUAAUGUGUCCAUCUCUGGUCCAGAGCAAAGUAAAUCCUUCCCCACUUUCAUAUGAGAUUCCACCUUCUGGGUUCACCGUGCUUUGAUUAAUACCCGAAGGUGCCUUAACAGAAAGAGAGCUGUCUGGAGAUCUUGAGCUAGAGAGACCAGCACCACUUGGAAGAAGGGAAACUUCAGUUUUGGUUUCAAUGAUCAAGUGAAAUCUUGUUUCCUCAGAGCCCGAGCUGCUGCCAAUCAUGUAAUAGUGAAAUGGGACAUAUUCGUUCCCAAUAGCGACACUCAAAGAAUUAGUGUAAGAGUCUUGAGCUGUUGUUGUUACACUAGUACUAAUGCCUUCCAUGCCCUUCACCUCAGAUAAUAUAUCACAGGCAGCAAAAUGUUUAUAGAAUGUGUUAACUUCUACAUGAAGAUUGAUGUGGAUCAAACUGAGAGAUGCUUUCUGUGAGGUACCGUUCAACAUUUCAGAAGGUUGUAGAAGAAAGGAAGCACCUGGAUGCUCCUGCUCAUGAGUUGUCUGUGACAUUGCCAUUAAGUGAUCUUGCAUUAAUGCUUUGGUCCGAGGCUGUGUUUACUGAUAUCCUGAAACACUUUUACUUCUCCAUGGUGAUCAAACUACUUCACUGCCAUCCAUGUGUAUACCAGCUUCUUCAAGAUUUACUCCCAAAAGAAGUGCCCUGUCCCCUAACUCUGCCAGAAUCCCAGAAUGCAAUGGUUUCCACUGAACUCUAAUCUCUUCCUUUAAUCCAUUCAUGAAUUUGCCUUUAAGCAUCUCAUAAUCCUUCAAUCUCAUAGAGGCUACCACCAAUGCAUAUCUCUCUUCCUCGGAUUUCUUUCUGUUCAAGUAUUUUUGAGAAUUUGGAAUUAGCAUGGACACAUUUUUCAUUCCAGGCUUUUCAAUAAUCCAUAUACCAGUCUUAAUAAUGUUCUCAGGGACCAAGUGAUAAUCACACUUUGAUAUAUGCAGAGUAAUCUCCCUUCCUGGACAGAUAUGAUUUCUGUUACUGGACAUAUCCUCCUCAUACGAUGUAGCCUGCGAACUGAGGGUGUCUCCUCUCUCUCGCGUCGUUCUAGGGCUCGCAUAGGGAUAUCGCCGCCAUUUGGAGUCUCCACUUGAUUGCAUCACACUCUGCGAACUGAUAAGGAUAGAAUCUGCGAAUGAGGAAACCUGUAAACAGACAGAAUCUGCUCGCGAUGAGGAUGAAAAGACCCGCGAACAAGGAGAAACAGUUUGCGAUGGUGAACUGAGAAGAGCCGUUCCCGACUGCGAACUGAAGGCUUCUGAUUGCCGCAAAACUGACGAAUUAGGAGAAGUUGCUCGCAAAAACCCCUGAGAACUGGAAGCUACUGUUAGCAAAGAAGCUGAAGUGGUUCGCGGUGACAUAUGCGAACUCAUAGAAUAGGCAAGAGACGAAGAGGACUGGUGAGAAUUGAGCCGUGGCACCGUCUGGAAGUUCACGACCGUCCCUGGUUCUUCUGCGAUUAUGAUUCAUCGCCAGUUGGCGUAGUUUGGCCUUUAUUCCGUCCAUCCUUCAGCGCAUGUUGCGCAUCUCCUCCACUACCGAUCGCAAAACAGUUGUGUUCCGCUCCAUGUACUGCUCGAUGUUAUCCACUCGAUUCUCCAUUUGCGACCUGGUAAAUCUCAUUCACUGGCUAUAGGACCGAAUUGCUCUAAUACCAAUGUUAGACAUUCAAAUCUGACAAAGGAUUGUUGUAUUGAUUAAUUUGGAUUCUGAUAAAUUCUCAGUAAUCCGAUAGAAACAGUACAGUGAACACAGAGAAAUACAAAAUCUAGAGGAAGAAGAAAGACUUUCUCUCUCUAGCCUGAGCCCAACAAAUCCCAACCGAAUUCCAGCCUACUUUAUUCUAUCCUCCUUCCCCCUUUUAUACUAAUCCUUUCGUAAAGAGCUAGCCCAAGCUCAAGAACUAAGAAGGCCUAAAACCCUCACUUAUAAACUAACAUAAUUUUUAUUAUUCUAUUAUUUGUCUUUAUUAUCCAGGUUCCUAUCAAUGUCUGCCACAAAAAAAGACACCCUUGGUGGAAUGGUGAGGUGAAACAAGCAAUAGGGAUCAAAAGAGAAUGCUACAAAAAAUUGGUAAAAAAUUGGAGCAACGAGAACAUAGAGGCGUACAAAGAGGCUAGAAGAAGAGCAAAGAAAGCUGUAAGGGAAGCAAGAGGGAAAGUGAACAAGGAGUUGUAUUUAAAAUUGGACUUUAAGGAAGGAGAAAAAUAUAUUUACAGACUUGCUCGCCUUCAUGACCGUAUGAUUUAAGAUAUCGAAAAAAUUAAGUGUGUGAAGGAUGUCGAUCAAAGGGUACUAAUGGCGGACGAGGAAAUGAAAGAGAGGUGGAGGUCAUACUUUGAUACCUUGUUCAACGAGCAUAAAAUGCAAGGUAUUGAUGAUCUUAAUAUACCAGAGUGUAUGAUAAAUCGAGACUUCGUGAGAAGGAUCCAAACAACAGAAGUUGAAAAGGCUUUGAGAAAGAUGUGGCAGAAGAAAGCAAUGGGCUUAUAUGGCAUACCGAUCGAGGCUUGGAGAAGUUUAGGAGAGAAAAACAUCGAGUGGCUAAAUCGUUUCUUCAACAUGAUUUGGGUAAACAACAAAAUACCCGUGAGUUGGCGGAAGAGUGCGCCCAUUCCCCUAGUUAAAUAUAAGGGUGAUGUACAAGAUUGUGCCAACUAUCGAUGGAUUAAACUUAUGAGUCACACCAUGAAACUUUGGGAGCGAGUGGUUGAACAAAGAUUUCAAAAAAGUGUGAAAAUUUCAGAGUAUCAGUUUGGUUUUAUACCUGGACGCUAAACAACUGAGACCAUUCACCUUUUUAGACAAGUUGUGAAGAAGUAUAAAGACACUAAAAAUGAUUUGCAUUUGGUGUUCAUUGAUUUAGAAAAGGCAUAUGAUAGGGUACCUCGAGAAGUCAUGUGGUGGGCCUUAACUAGAAAAGACUUAUCACAUGAGCAAGGUUUAAAAAGGCGGGUUUAGGUAUUAAGGUGGUUUGUUCCUAACUAGAAAAAACAUAUUACAUAACCUAGGAUCAUGUGGUAUUUCUCACUUAAUCACUCCCCCUGUACUCCGGAACACAAUGGAUUCGCUGAACGGAGACACUGAAACAUUGUGGAAACUGAGAUCACUCUACUCUACCACGCCUCUAUGCCCCUUCAAUAUUAGUCACAUGCUUUUCUUACUGCAGUGUAUCUUAUUAGUAGACAACCUGCAACCUCUCUUAACUUUUGCACUCCUUAUGGAAAACUGUUUCAACGGCCCCCUAUUCCACAAAACUUGCUAUUUUCGGAUGUUUUCCUUGGUUGCGUUCUUACACAACCCAUAUGUUGGAAUCUCAGGCUAGGCCUUGUAUUUUUCUUGGGUAUUAUGACCAACAGAGUGUUUAUCUCGGUUUAUCGCUGCCUUGAUCUUACUACUAAUUGUAUCUUUGUUAGUAGGCAUGUUGUGUUUAAUGAGUCUUUCUUUCCAUUCUCAACCACUACAAAACCAGUCACCAACUUACUCACUGAGAUCGAUAAUUGGCUUAAGCCACCUAUUUCUUUUUUUCGUAUUUCAAGUAAGCAGGUAGCAGACACAUCCCCUCUUUAUCAUACCCUCGUCUCAAAGUACAACUCCUGUAGUCCUGUGGAUCCUUCUACUUCCAACCAACUCACCUCGCCUACACCUACCCCACCACACAUAAUCACUUACUAACGUCGCUCUAAAUAGAAACAUAUUGAGCAACCCUCACAUCGACCACCCACAAACUCCACCAAUACUCCUACCAACAUCAUACCCUCAAUUCCACCUACUACCCAACCCAAUUCUUCACCUAAACGUACCCAUUCAACGACCCUUUGACCUCACAAACAAGCCAACCUUGUUACUCAAAGCCAUAUACCCCAUCAUAUUUUUCCCGCUAGUGCUUCUCAAGCUUUACAGGCACCAGUAUGGUAGAAUGCUAUGAUAGCAGAGUUUGAUGCCUUGGUUAAACAAGGUACUUGGGAUCUUGUUCCAGCUCCUUCUGGUCAAACUGUUGUCGGGUGUAAGUGGGUUUAUAUGGUGAAAUAUAACCCAGACGUUUUGUUGGAUCGCUUUAAAGCUCAGUUGGUGGUUUAAGGCUUUCAUCAACGACCAAGGAUAGAUUAUUUUGACACAUUUAAUCCGGUAGUUAAGCUAGUUACUAUUAGGGUAGUUCUGACUAUUGCCCUUUCUCAUGGUUGGAAAAUCAAUCACUUGGAUGUCAAUAAUGCAUUCCUACAUGGGACACUUCAGGAGGAGGUAUACAUGUAGCAACCCCUUGGGGUUCAAUGAUGGCUCUGGGUUUGUGUGACGUCUUUAGAGGUCGAUUUAUGGUCUAAAACAGGCACCCCGUAUGUGGUAUCAGUCUCUCAAUGGCUUUCUUUUCUUACUUGGUUUCUCUCGGUCUAUUUCUGAUGCUAGUCUAUUUAUCUUCUCUUCUCAUGGAACUUAUGUCUAUGUGUUAGUUUAUGUGGAUGAUAUUAUUGUCACUGGCUCUAUACCUGCAUCAGUGCAUUAGUCUUUGAUUUUUUGGCACAUAAGUUUAUUAAAGAUUUAUGAUCCUUGCACUAUUUUUUAGGCAUGUAGGUUACACCCACACAAGAUGGCCUUUUUCUUGACCAACAUUAAUAGAAUAGAUGCAAUAAUGAAGAUGAAAGUAAACUUGUGUUAUUGAGGAUGAACUGUACAUAGUAUGUAUACAAGUAAGAGCCUCAACAAGACUAAGAACAAACUCUACAGUAGUAUGUAUUUAUACACUAUUCCUAACAUCCCCCCCCUCAAAUUUAGGGUGAUUGAUUUGGAAAAUUAAUUACACUAAGUUUGCUCCUCAUAUCAAGGACUGUGGUGGCAGAUAGGGGCUUGGUUAACACAUCUGCCACUUGCCGAGGAGCAGGAAUGUGGAAGACUUCAAUCUGCUUCAGUUUAACCUUUUCUCGUACAAAGAACUGGAUUGUGAGCAAGUGGAACUGUGCUAAGAUUGUGAUAGUAAACUUUGGGAGUAACAAAUGGAGCUUGAAGUUCUUUAAGCAUAAAUUGAUUCCAUAGAAUUUCUGAUGUGGUGUCUGGCUGUCUGCAAGGCUUCUAUAUUCAGCUUCUGCUGAAGAUCUGUCAACUCUCAAUUGUUUUCUAGACCACCAAGAAAUGAUAUUAGGACCUAGAAAGAUACAUGACCCGGAUGUGGAUUUCCUAUCAAUAGGGUCAGUGCCAGAUAGAUAUCUUAGAAUAUGUUCCACAACUUCCCAAUGUUCCUGUAAAGGCGCAGCCAUAAACUGACACUUUGUUCACAACAUAGCUAAGUUCAUUUCUUUGUUAAGGUAGCAUAUUGCAGAACUCCAACAACAGACCUAUAAGAGGAAGGAUCGGGAAGAUAAUCACUGCCUUCACUGGUAAGUUUGCAGCUACUAACCAUGGGUGUUUUAACUCCCUUGGAGUCUGUCAUCCCAACUUUAUGUAGAAGAUCUCUAACAUAUUUGGCUUAAGAGAGGUGUAAGCAACCAUUUGAAAUGUUUAGCGUCCAGAUCUCUAACAUAUUUGACUUAAGAGAGGCAAAUAAUGUUUAUACCUGGACACUAAACAACUAGGCGAGCAACAUUAGCAGAAAAUAAUGUUUGCUGUGAGGAGUCACGAAGUUUUCUCAGUCGCAAUUCUUUGGCUAGUAGAAGUGAUUCAAGUUCAUAAAUAGUAACUGGAUCCAGGAUGCUUCGCCCAGUGACGGAUGAUAUAAGAGACUUAUAAUCUUCUGGAAGGCCUUCAAGGAUCACAUUGAUUUGAUCUUUGGCAGAUAUAGGUUCACCGAUGGACAUCAGAUUAUCAACAAUGGUCUGAAUGCGAAGAAGAUAAUUUGAAAUAGAGCGAUCACCUUUUCCGGUAUUAUACAGCUCGAAUUUGAGUUGUUGAGCCUUGGCGACAAUGUUUGACCGGAAGAAUUUCUGAAUUUCGCUCCAGAGCUGAUGCGAAUGUCUACAGUUGAUGACACAAUCAUGAAGCGAUUCUGAGAGAUAUGCAAGAAGCCAUGAGAAAAUCAUUUGAUCUUGUUGCUCCCAGAUGAUAUAAGCUUCGUUCAGUGUUUUUGUCGCUCCAUCAUCGCUGGCAGUAAAUCGUUCUGGUAUUUCAGGAUUUUUCGAUGAACUUGAGAAGUUUGUGCGCUCGGAUUACUAAUUCAACUUGAAGAUUCAAAGAUGUAGAAAUGAUAGGAAUCAGGCCCAUUAGGCUAAUAAUAGAAAUAAAAAUAAUAAUAAGUAUACAUGUAGUAUAAAUAGAAGGGGAGGGGAGGAGAAAAGGUAGGUUGUUUUAGACUUUGGUCUGGGAACUGGGAAGAUUAGAGACUUAUCAUCUCUAUCUUUGGGACUUCAUUGUGUAUGGUUUCCACCAUUAAUGAAGUUGGAUCUUGUUUCUGGAAUUCUACUUUUUCUUUUCUGUAAAUUUUAUACACUUGCGAGUACCUAUCAGUGGUAUCAGAGAGCGUCGAUCACUGUGGAUGGUCUGUACGUGUGAGAAAAUGGAAACGCGAAUGAACGAUGUAGAAAGAAUGGUGAAGCGGUUGGAUGAAAAUUCCAUGGCGAUGCAUACAGCAAUGCAGACAUCGUUUGCGAACAUAUAGAACAAGCUCCAAAGUCGUUCGAGGAGUCGUUCGCACCAUUCGAACACUUCGCAUCGAACAUCUCAUCACAGACGGAAGAAGGAAUAUUCUGAAGCUGGAGCAAUUACUCAUUCUCUCACUUGUAACUACCCCUCCAGCUUGAAUAACAGCAGCAAGGAUUGGAGUUCUUUUAAAGAAGGCAAACUUCCUUCUUCGGACAGGCAAGGAUGGAACCAAGGAAUUAUGACUGUUGUACUUGGUAAUGCAGGAGCUGAUUUUGUAUUCUCGCUCACAAAGUGUUACUUGGUUACUGUGCUGCUUCAUACCAACAAAGAUUAUGCCAUUUUAAAGAUAGCCUGGGUUCCUCCACUCCAUGUUUCAAGACACCAGGUGAAAAGGGACUCUACUUUUGAGAAAUGUGCAGUGGCAGAGAGGUAUUUGUGGAGAAUUGCUAUGGGAGUUGUUGGGAGGAAUGAUGUUGGGUGUACUCGAAGUGCGGCAGAGGGUGGCAUUGUUUUACUGAGAAGCAUCAGGACAGUCAAUCAUCACUCAAAGGGAGAAAAGUCAAAUGGAGUUGAAGAAAUUUGUAGUUCAAAAGUUUCUGAUGAGCAGAUUAAAAGGGAUGAGAAUCCUGAUGUUCAGGACAUGAACACAAAUUCUGCUACUGUUGUAAGGGAUAUACCUCAGGAAAGCCUGAAGAUAUUUGUGGCUAUUGAAGGCCUGAAGACUAAGGAAGAAAAUGAAACUUCACCAGAAAUAUUCUAUGCUGCAGAAACAUCUGUGAAUUGUAAAGAUCAAGUACUGAAGCUCCUUGCUCAGAAACCAGUGAGAUAUUAGGAAGGUAGAAGCGCAAGGAUGAGAGGAAGCAGAAGAUCUUAUCACCCACCUUGAGGGCAAGGUGGAUGUUUAGGGGGGAGUUUUGAUAGGAAUCAGGCCCAUUAGGCUAAUAAUAGAAAUAAUAAUAAUAAUAAGUAUACAUGUAGUGUAAAUAGAAGGGGAGGGGAGGAUAAAAGGUAGGCUGUUUUAGACUUUGGUCUGGGAACCGGGAAGAUUAGAGACUUAUCAUCUCUAUCUUUGGGACUUCAUUGUGUAUGGUUUCCACCAUUAAUGAAGUUGGAUCUUGUUUCUUGAAUUCUACUCUUUCUUUUCUGUAAAUUCUUCACACCUGCGAGUACCUAUCAAGAAACUGAGUGAAUCGAGCUGGAUCGGAAGAGGAUGAGUGAAGAUUACUGGAGAAACUGAGUUCCCUAUUGGUUGCAAAGAUGUAGAUUCAGAGGUUGAGAUCGUCAUGGUUGGAACGAGUUAAGUUCUGAUACCAUAAUACAAUAGAUGCGGUCAUAGUUGUCAUGGCGCAUGGCGCAACCCAUGGUGCACAGGCCAUUUUCCAUGGCGAUGGCGAUGGCGCAAAUAUGGCGUCACCACGUGACAAAAAAACCUUCAAAACGAAUAAUAGAUACUGCAAUUCAUCAACCCAAGUUUACCCAACCACCAAAACAUGAUAAAAUAGUUCAAAGUACUUCCAAAAAACAUAAUAUUCAAAAAAAGAGUUUCUGUCUUGCAAAAUAUGUUAGGAUUUAGGCUUGUUAGCUUGUUUUUGUUUGAUGAUUAUGGCAUAAUCAUCAUCAAUCAUCAGACUCCUCAUCAUCUUGGUCUGAAUCUGAUAGCAAUGGCACACCAUCCUCAUUCAUUUCAUCCUCGGAGGGAUCUGCAACCUCGUCCGUUUCCUCCAUUUCCUCCGCCUCCUCUGUCUCCUCUGUCUCCUCUUCCAACAGUAUGAGUAUUUAAAAUCUCAACUCUCAACUAUUAUAAAUUGAUAGACAAUUACACAUAAAGCAAACUAUUAAAGCAUCUUACAGUGUAAAGUUUAGUUUAAACUCAAAAUAUAAAGUUUAAACUUUAAUUAACUUUGUGUUAUACAUUCAUAAACACUUUAUCUUUAAGUUUAAACUUUACAUAAAUUAUAUACCAUAGAAAGUCUCUGUUUUAGUUAAACCAUGCACAUGUAAGUUUAGACCAUUCACAGUAAAGUUUAGUACACAGCAUUAACUGAACUUUUCUUCAUUAAUACACAGCAUUAAAGAGGUAGUAGUACCUUUUGUAGUUGGAAGAAGUCAACGAGAAUCCCCUUGUCGUUUGCCUUGCUGUCGGUUGUCGCAGAGCUUUUCUUGCGUUGCAGCAGCUUUAACUUCUCACGUGUUAUCACUUUGUUGUGUUUAUUUAUUUGUAGUUAGGGUUGUUGUUAGUAUUAUGGGCUAAAAUAGUAAGUUUUGUUAGAGUUUUAUUGCUUUUAUGGGUCGCAGAUUGUUAUGGCCCAAAAGUCCACAACUUACAGCUCAAAAACGCGGACCCAUUUUGUCAAAAAAACAUUCGUAUCGCCAUGGCGAAGGCGCAGGAAUGGCGAAGGCGCAGGAAUGGCGACGCCAUGUGUAUACACCUUGCCACAGCCCCUUUUCAUAGCACAGAGGGUUUUUCGCGCCACAUGGCACAUGGCCCGCGCGCCAUAUUGCGCCAUCGACUACCAUGGAUGCGGUAAUGAAGAUGAACGUAAACUUGUGUUAUUGAGAAUGAACUGUACAAAGUAUUAUACAAGUAUGAGCCUCAACAGACUAAGAACAAACUUCACAGAAAGAUAACAGACUACUAACCGUUAAGCUAUUGCAAUAGUAUGCGUGUAUAUAUUGAUACACUAUUCCUAACAAACAUAAAUAUGUUACAAAUUUGUUGCAAAUUUUGAAAAUGAAUGAGGCUAAUCCUGUAGUCACGCCCUUGUCUUCGUCGGCUCUGACUCUAUUUGAUAGUUCGGGCUCUUGUGACAUCACCCACCAUCGGCAGGUGGUUGGAUCACUUCAGUACUUGUGUCUCACCCAACCGGAUGUUGCCUUUGUUGUCAAUAAACAUGCUCAAUUCAUGCAUAAGCUCACAAUUUAUCACGGACAACUAGUGAAGCGUCUCUUGCGUCAUCUCCAAGGCACCACUUCUCAUGACCUCUUUCUCUGUCGCGACUCAUCACCUUCUCUAUGAGCUUAUGCUGACUGGGCAGGGAUCUGGAUGAUCGUUCUUCUACCAAUGCAUAUGCCAUCUUUCUCGGUAAAUCACUCAUUUCUUGGAAAUCUACCAAUCAGCGCACUAUUGUCAAGUCCUCAAUGAAAGCCGAAUAUCGUGCUCUGUCCACUGUGGCAUCUGAAAUUCUUUGGAUAUAAUCACUUCUUCACGAGCUACGACAUCCGUUACCUACCCCGCCAACUCUUCUAUGUGAGAACAAGGGUGCUUUUACAUUUUCCACCAAUCUGUCAAACUCGCAAUUGACGGGAGGGGAAAACUGGGAUACCUAACGGGAGAAAUCAAAGAAACUCAGUGGUGAGGAUGGCUGCAUUUCAUGGAGGUCAGAAAAGUCUUUGGUGACAGCCUGGCUUCUCAGCUCCAUGGAGGCAUCAAUCGCUAAACCCCACAUGUUUAAGAAGACAACAAAACAGGUGUGGGAUUCCAUCAGAAAAACAUAUUCAGAUCUUGAAAACUCUUCUCAGAUUUUUAAAUUGAACACAAUUCUCUGGCAGUCCAAACAAGGAGAUAGAGAUAUCACCACUUAUUAUAAUGAGAUGGUGUCUCUCUUGGCCAAGCACAAUAAGAGAGCAAAGGAUGACAGUCUACAUGUUUCUUGUAGGAGUUAAUCAAGGACUGGAUGAAGUGAAUGGAAGAAUUCUGGGAAAGAAACCUCUACCCUCAAUGAGAGAGGAUUUGACAUCAGGGAAGAUGAUUGGCAGUGCUAGGGAGGAAGAUGGACUCUAUAUCUUUGAUGAAGGAGCUCAAUCAAAUAAAAGAGGUCAAAGAACUGCUUGUUUGCAAAUUGUUUCCUUUUUCAACAAUAAACAAUUGUAUUUGCUCCACUAUAGACUAGGACAUCUUAGUUUUUAUUAUUUAAAAAAACUGUUUCCUCAGUUAUUUAAUAAUAAAGAUCCUUCUUUGUUUCAUUGUGAUAUGUGUGCACUUGCAAAACAUCAUAAAAAUUCAUACAUCCUUCAGAGUUACAAACCUACUAGUCCUUUUACUCUUGUGCAUAGUGAUAUUUGGGGUGCAUCUAGAGUGCCUACUAUAAAAAAAGAGAUGGUUUGUAACAAUCAUGGAUGAUCAUACACGGGUCACCUGAGUAUUUUUUAUCAAAGAAAAAUCAGAAGUAGAAAAUGUGUUUAGGAAUUUUUAUGCAAGGAUCCAAACUCAAUUCAAAACCAACAUUAAAAUGGUGACAAGUGAUAAUGGCCGUGAAUAUUUUUCUCAAAACCUAAACUUUAUUUUUGAAAAAGGAAUGAUUCAUCAAAGUUCUUGUGUAAACACACCUGCUCAGAAUGGGAUUGCUGAGAGGAAAAAUAGGCAUUUACUUGAAGUGACUCGUGCAAUCAUGUUUUCAACAAAAGUUCCUAAAUAUCUAUGGGGAGAGGCUGUGUUACAUGCUACUUAUUUAAUUAAUCGCAUGCCAUCAAAGAUUUUAGGAUUUAAAACUCGUAUUAACACACUUCAAAACAGUUUUCCAACAAAAAGGUUGAUUAGCUCUCUUCCUUUGAAAGUUUUUGGUUGCACAAUAUGCGUUAAAAAUCCAGAUAAAACAGCAAGUAAAUUUGACUCUAGAGGAACAAAAUGUUUUGAUCCUACAACAGAAAUGAUUUUUGUAACAAUGGACACUUUUUUGGUGAAGAUCAACCUUUUUUGACUCUCAUCUUCGAGGGGAGAAUCUAAGUGAAGAUGUUCAAAAAGUGCCAUAUAUCCAUGAAAUUCUUGAUUUUCUUGACAUAAUCUUGAUGUGCAUCCAAGUAGAAACUUAGGAACAUCAGAAAAUAUUUAAGAAUUAAUAAUUAAUGAAAUAAAUGCAAUUGAAACAAUUGAAAACGAAGAACAACGGAUAAGUAAGUUCUUUGGCAAAGUUUGUGAGAGAAGAGUUCCAAAUCAAAGAACAGAGGAAGUUUCUGACCUUGCAUCUGUCCAUGAAUCUGACUCAAUGAGGUAAUAUUUCCAAUGUUCUUAAUUUACCAAUUGCUCUCAGAAAAGAAAGGACAUGUGCCAAACAUCCUAUUUCAAAUUAUGUUUCUUAUUCUAAAUUGUCCUCAACUUUUGCAACUUGUACUUCUAGUAUCUCUUCUAUUUCUAUUCCCUCGACCAUACAGGAAGCACUAUCUGAACCUGAGUGGAAGAAAGCUGUUUUGGAAGAAAUGGAUGCUCUUGAAAAGAAUCAGAUAUGGAAGAUUGUCGUGCUGUGUCAAAGCAAGCCAACCGUUGGAUGUAGAUGGAUCUUCACUCCUAAAUUCAAGGCAGAUGAAACUUUUGAGGGAUAUAAGGCAAGAUUAGUUGCCAAAGGUUACACACAAACCUAUGGCAUAGACUAUACAGAAACCUUUGCAUCAAUUGCAAAGUUGAACACUGUAAAGAUUCUUUUAUCUCUUGCUGUUAAUCUAGACUGGCCACAUCACCAGGUAGAUGUGAAGAAUGCAUUUUCUAAUGGAAAACUUGAAAAUGACGUGUACAUGAAUCCUCCUCUUGGAUUAGAGAACAAGUUUGUCUCAAAGGUAUGUAAGCUGGAGAGAGCCUUAUAUGGGCUAAAAUAAUCUCCUAGAGCUUGGUUUGACAGGUUUACUCAGUUUGUAAAAAGACAGGAUUCAAGCAGGCUCAAGCUAAUUGUCUAUGUAGAUGAUAUUAUCCUUACAGAAGAUUAUCUUAAAGAGACUGAAAACCUAAAAAGGAAGCUUGUUGAUGAGUUUGAGGUCAAGGACCGGGGAGAAUUGAAGUACUUUCUUGGAAUGGAGAUAGCUAGAUCAAAGAAAGGAAUUGUUGUCUCACAAAGGAAGUAUGUUCAGGAUCUUUUUCAAGAAAUAGGAAUGAGUGCAUGUAGACCUGCAGAUACUCCAAUUGACCCCAUAAAAAAUUGGGAGAUGUCAAAGAUUUGAGUUCUAGUCAAUAUUCAGCAAUAUCAAAGGUUGGUGGGAAGAUUGAUCUAUUUGGCAUAUACCAAGCCAGAUAUUGCAUUUGAAGUGAGUAUGGUUAGUGAGUUAUGAAUCAUCCAUUUCAGGAACAUCUUGAUGCUACUUACAGGAUUCUCAGAUAUUUAAAAAGCCGUCCAGGAAAGGGGUUAUUUUUCAAAAAAAGUAACAAUAGGAUUGUUGAGGCCUUUGCAGAUGCAGACGAUGCUGGCUCAAUUACUGAUAGAAGGUCUACUUUUGGAUAUUGUACUUGUGUAUGGACAAAAUCUUGUAACUCGGAGAAGUAAGAAACAGAAUGUGGUUGUUAGAAUUAGUGUAGAAUAAGAAUUCGGAUCUAUGGCUAAUGGAAUCCGUCAACUUCUUUGAAUCAAGAGAGUAAUUUCAGAACUGAAAAUGAAGAUGGAUCUGCCUUGAAGUUGUAUUGUGAUAACAAGACAACUAUUACCAUUGCUCAUAAUCCUGUACUACAUGAUCAUACUAAACAUAUUGAAGUGGACAGACACUUUAUUAAAGAAAAGAUUGAAACUGGAGUUGUGUGCACACCAUUCAUAUCUACCAAAGAUACCAAAGAUCAAACAACUGAUAUCUUCACCGAGGGAUUGUUUAAACCAGUGUUUGAACUACUUAUAAGAAAGUUAGGGAUGUUAGAUAUAUGAUAUAUACUCACCAACUUGAGUGGGAGUGUAGAAAAUGUUACAUUAAUUAUUAUUAUUAUUAGAUGUAGCAGUACAUAUGUAGCCGUGUAGAUAAGUCUUAAAGCUGUUAGCUUUCAUUUAUUAUUAGAUAAGCUUUGUAGUUAGCUAGAUCCUAUUUUAUAGGAUCUCCACAGGGAGGUUGUUACUCUUAAAUCCUAUAUAUAUUCUGGCCGGAUGGCUCAAUAAACACAAGGAAAAUUUAUCCCUAAAGGAGUAGAAGCAGUUUUCAGAAGUAGUUCCCAACACCCCCUUAAUGCAUUUAGUUCAAUAUGAUAUUGAAUAUAUCAUAAUUGGUAAUUCUAGAAUAGUAUACAUAAUAUUUUCUAAGCAGUGCUCUUGACAUGAGUCAGCUGGGAACUUCUUUGCCGUUAGGCAAUAUGAGUACUCUACCGCCUUGAAUGCGCCUUGCAACUUUGACUACCUUGGUCUAAACUAGGUCGGACAGCGACUAAUUCCUUAAUAAGCUUAAUUCAAAACUCUAUCUCUCCUAACUAACAGUUCUAAAAUGCGAUUAAUUCUACCUCUAUUUUGUUCCUUCUGACUAGAUCUAGGUUGACAGGUUGUUAACGUUCACGAAAAUUUUGUAUCAAUCUUGUCAUGUUUCUGCCUUGUGCAGAAUCAUUCUUGCUUGUUCAUAAUCCGUAGAGGAAAGGGAAGGUGCUGCUGAUGAUCAUUGUGGAGUUGGAUGUUCUUGCAUAAAUAUUGGAACAACUCCUCGCAUAAAUAAAUGUCAAGUACUCGAUGCAUUGGUCAGUCUUUUCUGCAGGUCAAACAUAUCUGCAGAAACACUAUGGCUUGGUGGUUGGCUUUUGCGCCAACUCCUUCCUCAAAGUGAUGCCCAUUUUAAUAGUAAUCAUCGUAAAUUGCUUGACGGCUCAUACUGUAGCUGCACCCAACGUAUUCUUGAAGAAACAAGAGGAUCUUGGCCUGAUCUAUUGAUUUCGGUUAUCAGUAAUGAGUGGAGAAACUGCAAAAGAGCAAUUGAAGCUUCAUCACCUCAGAAAGAUCCUAAAUCCAUGCUUUUCCUGCCAAAGAAAUCUGCUUCUGAAGAUCUGUUUUCAAGUGAUUCAUCUAUUGCUGCUGGUGAAAGAAUGUGUGAGACAGUGAAGGUUUUUGUACUUGUUCAUCAACUCCGUUCAUUCUCAAUUGGUAAGGUUUUGCCUGAUCAGCCUUUGAUAGAGCCUCCAACUAAUGUUCUGGGAAGCUCCCGUGCAAAAACUGCUGGAGUGAAUAGUUUGGGUGCAAAACCAAACAGUGAACUAAAUCUUGCAGGUUCAGUGCCUUGUAGAAUUGCAUUUGAGAGGGGCAAAGAGCGUCAUUUUUUCUUUUUAGCGAUCAAUGCAGGAAUAUCUGGUUGGCUCAUCCUUGCAGAAGAGUUACAGCAGAGACCUCAUUUUGGUCUGGUGCGAGUUGUAGCCCCUUUGGCCGGUUGCAAUCCCACAAGGGAUGACAAGCAUCCAAAAUGGUUGCACCUUCGUAUACGUCCAUCUUCAUUUCCUUGUAUGGAUGGCGGCAGGCACUCUCUUCCCUCAAAACUUUGUACGGGAAAACCCGUAGUGGACGGAAGGUGGACGCUGGCAUUUCGUGAUGAGGAAUCUUGCAAAUCUGCGUGGUCUAUGAUACUUGAAGAGAUUAAUUUCCAAACAAUUGAAGUGGAAAGAAGGAUAAAGCCCUUGCUUGUUGAUGUAGAAUGUUAGUCAUUUCAGAGGCUUGACGUCUCAUAAAAAAUUUCAAGAUUCUUUCAUGCAUGUAUGACAUUCCUUGUAUACUCCAAUAAUUUUAUUUACACAUGCUCUGGAGGUUGGUAGAAUCCUACAUCCCUUCUAUGCUGCCUUUGUAAAUAAAGGUAAAGGAACAAUAGUGAUGUACUAUUGUAGAUAAUGUUAGUGUGGAAGACCAGUUCAAUGUAAAUUAUGCUCCCUCUGUAUAUGCUUAAACAAAGUUUUUUUGGCAUUUGGUCAGUCAUUUUUUUGUGUGAAUGAAAUGUAGUUGGU
Messenger RNA from Cuscuta europaea, 24482 nucleotides. NCBI's taxonomy places the organism in Eukaryota, Viridiplantae, Streptophyta, Magnoliopsida, Solanales, Convolvulaceae. The record is from the annotation of a GenBank genome assembly.